Nicotiana tabacum (common tobacco) is the source of this 883-nucleotide messenger RNA. RefSeq lists its product as uncharacterized. Gene Ontology annotation, biological process: protein histidyl modification to diphthamide. The record is from RefSeq and is a predicted model, not a curated record. Gene Ontology annotation, cellular component: cytosol. Gene Ontology annotation, molecular function: metal ion binding. NCBI's taxonomy places the organism in Eukaryota, Viridiplantae, Streptophyta, Magnoliopsida, Solanales, Solanaceae.
AGUCCAAAACAUUUGAGAAGUUUUAUUAUAUGCCUCACAUAACUGACAUUAGUUGUGUGAGACUACUUUUUGUCUCACAACUUUGUGGACCCCUUUUCCGAAACAUUUCAGCUGUGACCUCUUACUACUGUGACAUGUCUGGUCCCUUUGACAAACACCAGGGUGCCAUGAUUUCGAGCAGCAACUUCAUUCAUAAGACUCACUAUGAGAUCCUAGGUGUGAAGGAAGAUGCAGAUUUUGAAGAAAUCCGUAAAGCCUAUCGGUCAGCCAUACUUUGUUUUCAUCCAGACAAGCAGCAAAAGCCAUCAGAAAUAUCCAAUUCUGAGUGUCUGACAGAGAAUAAAUUUUUGGAUAUACGGAGAGCUUGGGAAACCCUUGGCAACCCGAGGUCACGUGCACUUUAUGACGGUGAAUUGCUAGCUUUGAGGCAGGACAUAGCAAUUGCUGAAGAUGUUAGCUUAGAGGACCUUACAGUUCAAGAUUCUGGUGAUGUUAUAGAGCUUUCUUAUCCUUGUAGAUGUGGUGACUACUACUUUAUUGAUUCUUUAGAAUUGGCUGACACGGGUUGUUCAAUAUCCAUAGAAGGGUGUACAGUCUCUUUGCUGACAUCUAAAUCUUUGCCAGCAUCUAUUGUGCUUCCUUGUGGAUCUUGCUCACUUAAAGUUCGCCUACUGAUUAAUGGCGAUACUAGGCUUCACAGAGAUGUUCACUUGUAAUUGUGACUAGUUGGAAAAUAUUAUUCUCUACAAAACUUUUGCAAAAUUUUUGGAAAUUGAAAUGACAAGGGAAAAUCUGAAAUUUCUUGUGUUUUUUUUUUGGUUACUUGCGUGCCAACAAAUUGGAAGGGCCAAUACCUGAGUUUUUCCUGAUUGAGAAUGCUUAC